Macrobrachium nipponense is the source of this 1579-nucleotide messenger RNA. Its product is annotated as DDB1- and CUL4-associated factor 17-like. The transcript has 10 exons. The record is from RefSeq and is a predicted model, not a curated record. Lineage: Eukaryota; Metazoa; Arthropoda; Malacostraca; Decapoda; Palaemonidae. Gene Ontology annotation, cellular component: Cul4-RING E3 ubiquitin ligase complex. Gene Ontology annotation, biological process: protein ubiquitination. Bases 158 to 1579 code for a protein of 473 amino acids.
AAGAUGGCAUUCCCCAGAACUGUCACAGCCGAUUGACAUCUGGGAUAUGUUAUUAUGUCAUCUACACCGUGCUUCUAUGAAACCAAAACAGAACUUUGUAAACAAUCAACCAAUGUGUCUUUAGUAUUUGUGUAAACUUCAUUCGCUGCUUGUAAUUAUGAGGGUGAAACGUAGUAGUAGAAAAGAUCAUUUCUUACGCGAAAUAUUCCGUCGUGAAGUGGGCGUUCGCUGCUCUUACUGGUCAAAUAUGUGGGCACUCCGCCAUGUGACAUUUGGUCCUCAGAGGCGAUGGAAGCAAGUUUUCAGAGGAAGAGAAACCUCCCUUUUAGAGUUUAGUGGUGAUUUGAUGUGGAUCACUGAUCCAUUCAGAAUAAAAGUGAGACAAGAAAGUAUCAUGCAACGGAUUUGUAGAGAUGGACGUGUCAUGACAGUAUUUCAAACAGAUCUUGUUCCUCGCCCAAAAGAAGUCAUAGUGUAUGACAUAUCAGAUCCUGUUUAUCGCUCAGAAUACCCUCGGAAAGAGUAUCGCCCUACUAUUUUGGCUCUAAGGAAAGGAAACAUCCUCACACGGCAAGACAUGUUUACAGGUGAAACGUAUGAUAGCACUUACUUAGGAGAAAUGAAGGCAGCUUCAAUGAGUUCUAGUUUUAUGCAAGAUUUGUUGAUUAUCAAGUCUGCAAAACUCACCUUUGACACUGGAAAUGAACGAGAGUACUUUUUUCAUUUUAAAGUCUUUCAGAUGCAUCCAUUUGGUCUCAUUUCAUCAUUUAGAAUUGAUGGCUCAGUUUUUCCAGCCCACCCCCAUAAGCAUUCUUAUGGUAAACUGAGGAGUGUUGAAGUCCAUGAUGGAAUGUUGCUGGUUAUGACAAAAAGAGAAUUUACUUUGGUGUAUGAUGCCCAGAGUAUCAUAGAGAGUAAGAGAGUGAAAGGUAACGAGAAUAACAUUGACUUCCUAACAAACCCUGAGAGAGAUGAAUUGGUUACUAAAGCUCCACCUCUUCUCUUUGCUACCCAUGCCCACAUGGACAUCCUAGAGAUGGGAGCAUCCCCGUGGACAUACAUACGGGCAGUGUGUGAUAAUCAUCUUGAGGUUCGAGAUCUGCAAACUGGUUCAUUACUGCUUGAUGGUCAAGUCAUCUGGAGAAGUAACUGUGAUCAAGAGUUAUCGCCUGACUAUCUUAUGUUCUUUCCAGAUGAUUCCAACCGUUUGGUACACGUAAAGACAAACAGACUUAGGGUGCUGGAAAUCAGAGAAAAUGAUGAUCCAAAAAAGACGGAAGGGCCCAGAAAAUUGGUUGAAGUCUUUACAUACCCAGCAAAGGAACUGGAGUCAGACACAGCCCCAGAAGCUGUGUAUUCACGUUCAGGACGAAUUGUGAAAAACAAACUCACAUUUGAUCUUUCUUUGAACCGAACAGUGGCUUUUGAUGUUGAAACUGAUUUAAUGGUAAUGGUCAUUGUGGAAGCCAGGAGAGACACAUUGGGUGGUGACAUUAGGAAAAGGGACUGUGGCUAUAACGUAUCUAAUGAAAAUACAAAAAUGUCUUCAUUCACUAUAGUGCUUCAAAUGACUUAUUAA